AUGUCAUUCUUUCUCUCACACAGAUCUUCCAUAUGGGCUGGACGGAUAUGGGGACUUCUAUUAUUAAUACUGGCCAGAAGUGCGAGAGCAGACCUCGAUAAUGAGACUUCACCCACACAUCAGUUCAGAUCACGACCCGACCUUCACGCUCCUAUAAUAGAUUUUGAGAUAUUAAGACCAGAGCUUGUGACACCAGGCUACGUAUUUCUUGCUCCUUACCGCAACCUCGACCCGGGACCAUACAUCUACGACAACUGGGGUAAUCUGGUGUGGUCUGGUGCAGGAGAAAGUGGACCGAAGACGGCGCAUGCGCCAAGAGUGUGCACAUAUCGAGGGACUGAUCACUUGUGCUUCUUCGAGGGCGAGCAACACCAAGGCUUCGCUCGCGGCCAUGGCGUUAUCAUGGAUCGGAACUACAGGGUGGUCAAGACGGUGGACAGCUCGGGAGCAGGAGCGAGCGCUGAUAUGCACGAAUUCAAGAUGACACCGUACUCGAACGGGACCACAGUCCUUAUGACCGUGUACCAGCCGCGGCAGUACGACCUUACAAUCAACCCAAGAUUCAAUGUUGAGCGUGGCAUGGGUUGGAUUGUGGAGGGUGUUUUCCAAGAAGUGGAGAUUGAAACGGGCAAAGUGCUAUUCGAGUGGCGGUCACUGGACCAUGUGGACCCAAGCCUUAGCUGGACUAUGCCUGGAACCACAGAUACCAGCGGAGAUGGGCUUCACGAGGAGUCACCAUGGGACUACUUCCACGUCAACUCGAUCGACAAGAACAUCGAAGGCGACUAUCUAAUCUCAGCACGACAUGUGAGUGCGAUCUACAAGUUAUCUGGUGAAGAUGGGCACAUCAUGUGGCAGAUGGGUGGCAACGCUGCUACAAUACACACCACCAACUUCGUGUUCUCAUACCAGCACCACGCACGCUGGAUCUCUGAGAACGCCACGCAUACUGUCUUGUCUUUCUACGACAAUGGGAGCAACAACUUCAACCACACUGGAGACUUCUCGCAUGGCUGGAUCAUCGAGGUUGAUCAUAUAGCGGGAACAGCCGCGAAAGUGCAAGAGUGGACCGCUCCAGAGCCAGAAGGUGGUUUGCUGUCCGGCUCCCAAGGCAGUAUGCAGAUGCUGCCGAACGGCGGCUGCCACAUCGGCUGGGGUGAGCAUGCUUACUUCUCUGAACAUACUGCAGACGGCAGCGCGGUGAUGUAUGGCAAACUUGCAGAUCGAGCAUCGAAUGUGAUGAUUUACAGGUCGAACAAGUACAACUGGACCGGGACACCGGAGACGAAGCCAGCAUUGUGGACUUUCAGCAAAGAUGGACAGAAGAUGGCUUUCUUCGUAUCCUGGAAUGGUGCUACUGAGGUGCAAAGCUGGAACUUCUACACCGCGGACACCGCUGUUGGGAACUACACAUACCUUGGCAACACGAAGAAGAAUGGCUUCGAGACGGAUUUCCAUAUUGACAUGGCGAAGGCGUGGUCUUUCGCCGAAGCACUAGAUGUGUAUGGUCGAGUCCUUGCCUCGAGCGUCAUCGCACGAACCUUCAGACCGAGCAAGUACCUAGCACCAUUUUGUGACGAUUGGGGAUGCGAGAAGGCGGAAAGAGUGCCUGAAGAGAAUCUGGUGCCUUACGAGGCAGAAGUUGCGCUGAACCCGGACUAUCUCUCACCCAAUAGAGGAUUUGAUACCACCAACUACUAUAUGGAGGAGCCGUCGAACGAGACCACCGCGUACGGCCAGAACCUGCCACCUACGAGCGAGCAUAACAGCGCUCAUGAUGUUUUUCUCGUCGGCCUGGGUGCGACCAUUGGCUUCGUCAUCAUGACUGCUGGUCUCAUACUGCACAGCCACGGUGCGCUGAAGAGUCUCGAGCCCAUUGCUGAAGGUGUCAGUAGACGCACAGGCGAGAUGACGAAGACGGUCUUUGGAUCGAGGGCACUUGGCAGAUAUAGCCGUGUUCAUCAGAAAGAGGACGGGUUUGUCAGUGGGACUAGCAGUUCCAGGAGCAGUGGUGGUGGGUUGGCUUGA
Messenger RNA from Recurvomyces mirabilis, 2028 nucleotides. RefSeq lists its product as uncharacterized. The transcript is spliced from 2 exons. The record is from RefSeq and is a predicted model, not a curated record. The coding region runs from base 1 to 2028 and encodes 675 amino acids. NCBI's taxonomy places the organism in Eukaryota, Fungi, Ascomycota, Dothideomycetes, Mycosphaerellales, Teratosphaeriaceae.